Messenger RNA from Talaromyces stipitatus ATCC 10500, 2243 nucleotides. RefSeq lists its product as uncharacterized. The record is from RefSeq and is a predicted model, not a curated record. Lineage: Eukaryota; Fungi; Ascomycota; Eurotiomycetes; Eurotiales; Trichocomaceae. The coding region runs from base 1 to 2172 and encodes 723 amino acids. The transcript is spliced from 7 exons.
AUGGCCACAUGGACGAGGACAAUCUGUGGUUCCUUCGAACUGGCUAGCGAGCAGCUAUUGGCAUAUAUUGAUAUGCCCGCAUCACCUGUGGAAAAUGCCGUCAACAAUUUCCAAUGGAUUGCUAUCCAUGCCAUAAUGGACAGCCAUGGAAGUUAUCUGGACAGAACAGCAUCAAACACGGUAUUAGCUGUUGGAGGUGUACUAGGAUCUAGUGAUUGUGGCAGACCGAGUUCGUCCAUGGCAGCAGAUGUUAAUGUUUUUUUGGCGGACCCAGCAAGCAUCGAUCCCAGCUCCCGAGAAGAAGGAUCAUCCAUAGAAGCCCAGGAGGUCCCAAUCCCACUAUUAACCCCUAUCCAGCGUGCAUGUUUGGAUUUUUGCAUUGAGCUGUUGAAUCAACGCGUGGUGCACCGGGAAUACAGCUGCACGUUAGAGUUUGAGAUCGAAGAGGAUUGUGGACCCCGGAGGAUUAUCCCCCCAUUUUAUCCCAAGUCAUCAAGUCGGCACGGUUCAUGGUGUCUAGUCAUUUCGCGGAACGAACGCGUCGAUCGCGUUGACCGACUUUUGGACAAGUCUGUCAGUAACAUUCUGCGAGCAAUCACAGUAUCGGCCAUGGUUCACAUUCAAGACCUCCCAGUAGAGCUUCUGGGACAAAUUCUGGAGUUUGUUACUGAGCGUGAAGAUGAAACUCCGGAUGAAAACGGAGACGAGCUCAAUAUUGAAGACAUUAACGAUGAUACCGAUAAGUUAAAGGAUCUACGCAAUAUCUGCUUGGUCUCGCGGUCUUUUCGCGACCUUGCACAGCCGCUCCUGUUUCGUGAUUUUGAUGAGGACGGCACGUCUGGCGAUAUGACGAAGAUUGUUUCUUUCGCUAAGUCCAUCUACCGCAACCCAGAACUUGCAAAACAUGUGCAACGUAUCUCCAUUGAGGCGGUCGCCCCACCAAAUGUGCUUGAUACCAUGCGGCUCGACCGCGAGGACUUUGUAUUCUUCAAAGGCGUCGUUAAACAACUUCAAUUAGCUGAGCAAGAGAAAGUUUGGAUUUCGGCUUUGAAGAAAGCGGAUCUUAGCAUCUUUAUAGCGUUACUCGUCAACCAGACUCCCAAUCUUCGACAUCUAUGUCUACCGGGUGGUGAGUUCUCAAUGGAGCCUAUCCUCCGUCUCUUUCAGCGAAAUCCAUCACUGUUGUCAAAUCUAGAACUUUUCUGGAUUGAUUCCCAGGACGAAUGUGCAGGCCACUCAAUUGCGGCCUAUGCGAGAAUUCUGACCCUCACCAAGCUGCGUACCGCGGGUUUUGAGUACGGCGACCUUGAUCGUACGUCGUUCCCGGCUUCCUGGACGCCGGGAGUGCUGGCAGUGGAAGACUUGGCAUUCCACCAUUGCCACAUCGAUGCUUAUGCCCUUCAGAAGCUCACGAAGGCAUGCAAGAAACUAAAGUCAUUCGCCUAUAACAACUUUAGCCUAGACCCACGAGUUCAGCGAACGAUGAUAUCCGAGGAUGUGCGCGAGUUUAACGCUGCUCAAGCUCAUAAAGCCAUGCUCCAACACAAGGAUACCCUCGAGCAUUUCAAUCUCGCAUUUGCAUCGGAUUUAUGGGACGUCGAGGAUCUUGAAGAACACAUUGAGAAACAAAUCAAAAUUGGCUCGUUCCGCGACUUUGCCGUUCUCGAAAGCGUUUUUAUUUCACAUGAACUACUACCACCCCAUCCUCAAUUCCCGCACUCAUUACAAAUUCUCCAAAUCACCGAUUGCAACGUGUCUGUUCGUGGGAUGGUCCAAAACAUUGCAAAUGAUUGUAAAAAUGGACUUUACCCAAACCUGACCAACUUCUUGAUACUCGCAGUAGACAUUACGCGGCCUAUUAAGCUCCCAGGACAACGCAUCCCACCAGGACAAACGCCGCAACAAUGUUAUCUCAGUCUUAGGGAGCUGUUCGACGGCACCCUGGUUGAUUUUCUAAUAUGUCCUUAUAAAACACCCGACUUUAAUGUCGAACUUCAGGAUUCCGAUCCGGAAGAGUACGACGAGUUCAUCGGUAGGCAGGGUCCUGGGCCUAGCCAAUUGGCAGGGCUUCUCAAUAUGAUUAUGCAGCACGCGUUGGAUGACCCUCAAUCUGCACCGGGUCGUUCGUAUGCUGCAAGUGACGACUCAUGGGAAACGGAGAGUGACGAUUGAGAUGCCGCCAGUCUAUUAAUACCCAAUAUUGAUAUUGCACUUAAUGAUAAUUGAAUGCUUUCUUCGUAUAU